Dictyostelium purpureum is the source of this 1602-nucleotide messenger RNA. RefSeq lists its product as uncharacterized. NCBI's taxonomy places the organism in Eukaryota, Evosea, Eumycetozoa, Dictyosteliales, Dictyosteliaceae. Gene Ontology annotation, molecular function: manganese ion binding; 5'-(N(7)-methylguanosine 5'-triphospho)-[mRNA] hydrolase activity; RNA binding. Gene Ontology annotation, cellular component: cytoplasm; P-body. The coding region runs from base 1 to 1602 and encodes 533 amino acids. The record is from RefSeq and is a predicted model, not a curated record. Gene Ontology annotation, biological process: nuclear-transcribed mRNA catabolic process, nonsense-mediated decay; deadenylation-dependent decapping of nuclear-transcribed mRNA. The transcript is spliced from 4 exons.
AUGGCAGAUCAACAGCAAACUACACAAACCAUUGACUCCAGUGGUGUUGGUAAUGUUGUUGUUGAUACUAACAAUAUUAGUGACAAUCAAGAGUUGCUAGAUAUAUUAAAUUCUUUAGCGGAUACAUUUAUUAAUGAGUCUAAUUAUUCAUCUUUUGAAGAUUUAUUUAUGUCAGUAGAGGAGGCAUAUUGGUAUUAUAUUGAUAUUCAUUUGAUCCAAAAUCCUAGAUUACCCAAACCUGAUUUACAACAUUUUGCAGAAAUGAUUUUACAAAAUAAUGAAAGAUUAUUACCAUUACACCAAGCAUUAUUAUUUACAUCAAAUUAUCAAACUAUGAUCAAAAAGUUUGAAGCAUUUAAAAGAUUAAUUCCAAAAUAUGGCGCAAUCAUUAUGAACAAAGAUAUGACAAAGGUAGUGUUGGUCAAAGAACAAUGGUGGGGUUGGGGUUUCCCAAAAGGUAAAGGUAAGGAAGGUGAAACAGAAGCUCAAAGUGCUGCCAGAGAAGUUUUUGAGGAGAUUGGCUUUGAUAUUACAAGAUAUUUAAAAAAAGAGGCGUUUAUUCAAAAAGAAACUCAUGGUGUUAUUAAAAAGUUUUUUAUAGUUACAGGGAUUGAUGAAAUGACCGAUUUCGAAACCCAUACAAGAUAUGAAAUUAGUAGAAUUAAAUGGCAUAGUAUCGAAGAUAUUCCAUUAUUUCAUAGUAGAGCAUCACACCAGUUUGCAGCAAUUAUACCAUAUAUGAAGCCAUUGUUAGCAUGGAUAGAUGGUAAAAGAAUAGAGAAUGGAUUAGAACCAAUACAAAGAAAUAAUUUAAAUAAUGACGGUAAUAAUAUGGGUGGUGGGAAUAUAGGUGGAGAUCAGUUUUCUGUAAACAAAUGGACAUCAUAUAGAAACAAGUCAAAGAAUCAACAACAACAAAAGCAAAAUAAAAAUUUUGAAGAUGAAAACGAAAUUACUUUACUUAAUGAAAUUGAUGGUAUCCAGUUAUCGCAGUAUAUUGAUGAGUUUAAACAGUUUCUUUGUGAAAAGCAAUCUUUAUCUACUAGUGGCAAUAAUACACCCAAGCUAAACUCAAAUAUAUCUAAAAAAAUUGAAUCUAUUAACUUGUCUAAAUCAUCACAACAAAUUCAAAACCAACAACAACAGCAAUUACAACAGCAACUUCAGCAACAAUUAUUUCAAAAGCUACAACAACAAAAGCAACAAAUUAUGCAACAACAGCAACAAAACCAAUCUAUGCAACAACCAUUCCAAUCAUUUAAUCAACAGACGAAUAAUAGUAAUAACAAUAAUAAUUCUUACAUUUUACCCCAACAACCACCACAAGGUCAAAAUUUUAUUCAGCCAUUCCAAAACCAAAACCAAAACCAAAACCAAACUCAAAAUCAAAACCAAAACCAAAACCAAAAUCAAAGUCAAAGUCAAAAUCAAAAUCAAAGUCAAAAUCAAAAUCAAAGUCAAAAUCAAAAUCAAAAUCAAAAUCAAAAUCAAAAUCAAAACCAAAAUUUUAUGCAGCAAAACCAAAAUCAAUUUCCUCCACAACAGUUUUAUUCAAUACAAAAUUUCAAUAGUAGCAAUAACAAUAGCAAUAAUAAUAGAUAG